AUGGACUUCGCCAAUGACCCCAAGACUGCCGUCAUGCAGCAAGUGCGGCAAGAAGCCGCCGUGCAAAACGCGCGCCAACUCGUAGAGAAACUCAACGAGCACUGCUUCGAGCGCUGCGUCCCCAAGCCUGGCUCCUCCCUCUCCAAGGGCGAGGAGACGUGCUUCACCCAGUGCAUGGAGAAGUACAUGGCCGCCUGGAACACCGUCAGCAAGCAGUACGUCGCCAAGCUGCAGAGCUCGAGCGGGACGCUCUAA
Aplosporella prunicola CBS 121167 is the source of this 255-nucleotide messenger RNA. RefSeq lists its product as uncharacterized. The transcript has 2 exons. The coding region runs from base 1 to 255 and encodes 84 amino acids. NCBI's taxonomy places the organism in Eukaryota, Fungi, Ascomycota, Dothideomycetes, Botryosphaeriales, Aplosporellaceae. The record is from RefSeq and is a predicted model, not a curated record.